AUGGGCGGUCAAAAUGAACGCGACGCCCUAGCUCUCCACUGGCCGGAUCACAUUUCACCCCUAACUCUGCAGCGAAUGUGUUUAGCCUUGAUGAGUGGUACUGUUGGUCGGCAAACAGAUCUUCAAUACAAGCUUUGUGUACUUUACAAGGCUACCAUCUUCGUCAGUCGGUGGCUGCGAUUUUCCUCGCCGGGGGGAUUAUCAGACUGUUUAGCCAAAUCUAGAAAGCAGUAUACUGCAGCUUUCCUUGAAUCUCUCAGUAUGAUUGACUUCUCGAGGUCUCCCAGCCUUGCAAUGCUACAAGCGCUUCUUUCUGGUGUCGGUGAUCCUCAGUCCCUAUGCAGAUAUGUCGUUAACUUAUAUCAGGCCACACUAGUACAGCUUCUUGGAGACACGACAAGAUCUUGGCACCUGACUGCUCUAGCCUCCCGUGUUGUGGUAGCUUUGGGUUAUCAUACCUCGACUUCGAUCGGCUGUGAUGCUGACGAAGAAAUCGAAAUUCGUCGCUGCUUGUCUUGGUGCUACUAUAUGGACAAGACACUAAGCAUGCUUCUAGUCCGUCCUACAUCUUUACCCGUCCUUGCGUCCGACCCGGUAGAUCUUCUCAACACGGUUUCUGAAAAUCCAUUAUCAUACAAAGUCAGGAUAUUGGUGAAACUCGCUCAAGUUCAGGAUAUCUCGUUAUCUCUCAUGUUAAAAGGUCAAAAAGAAGAGCUCGCAAUGGCUCAGGAGCCUGCUUUGCUUGAAGACCUUCAAAAUAGACUAAAGUCUAUCAGUGAGGAGAUUCGGCAGUCCCGUCAGAAAUUUGCUGAACAGCCCGCUGCUAUGAUUGAAUGGGAUGCCAUUGACUUCACUUUCUUUUCGAUCGCAACGAGUGUCCUUCGCCUUAAAUCAUUAGCCGUGCAAAACAAUAGUAGACGCCAAGAGUGCUUGCGGUACGCACGGAGAGCACUUUUCUCAAUGCAGGCAUGCCAGAAGCAUAUCUCUGUUCUACCUAAUCUAACAACAGACUUCCUCUUCUGGUAUGGUACCUUUAUCCAAAAAGUACGAUGGUUCUGA
This is a messenger RNA of Penicillium crustosum, 1059 nucleotides long. RefSeq names its product fungal specific transcription factor domain-containing protein. The transcript has 3 exons. NCBI's taxonomy places the organism in Eukaryota, Fungi, Ascomycota, Eurotiomycetes, Eurotiales, Aspergillaceae. The record is from RefSeq and is a predicted model, not a curated record. Gene Ontology annotation, molecular function: DNA binding; zinc ion binding. Gene Ontology annotation, biological process: DNA-templated transcription. The coding region runs from base 1 to 1059 and encodes 352 amino acids.